This is a messenger RNA of Porites evermanni, 4763 nucleotides long. NCBI's taxonomy places the organism in Eukaryota, Metazoa, Cnidaria, Anthozoa, Scleractinia, Poritidae. The record is from the annotation of a GenBank genome assembly.
AUGCCUUUUCCAUAUCUGAACGCGGCGGGAAUUAGCGACGGCACUUGGUCAACCGGUGUGCCAUCGUUAAAUCCCAAUACGCUAUUUCCAUCUUCGGGUUUCAGUGCGGUCGGAAACGGAGAACAGCUUUUACCCGAUCAGAUGUUUAAUCACAAUGCAGGAGUUGCAGUUUCUACAAAUGCUUAUUUAAGCAGUUUGGGACACAAUUCCCAGGGAGCCCCGGCUUUGUAUUUCCCGGGAACAUCAACUGAUAUCUCGUGGGGAGAGCAAACACCAACUUCAGGUCCACCUUUGCUGCCGAAUUUUUACCAACCACCACCACCCCCUACUUCGGAACAUGGAACUUUAAAUCCAAUUGGGGUCGACAUAGACUCUCUGAAGGGAAAGGAGUUUGGUUCGACAGGCAAUGUGGAAAAUGCGUUAUCUAGUUUGGCUCUGGGUGUCAAUGACAAAGGAGUUGAGGGAUUGAAUGAUAAGAGCAAGUUGUCGUCUCAAGUGACUAGUGCAUCAAGUGUUAGUGCUUCAGAGACCAAACCAAAAUCUUGGGCUGCAAUUGCUAGUCAACCAGCCAAACCCAAACCAAAACUGCCUCCUCCAAAACCUAAACUUCCACCUCCUCCUACCUCUCAACAAGCUGUUUCAACAUCCAAAGUAGAAUCUGGAGCAUGGGGUAACGCUGUGAAAUCAGGGGCCACUAAGCCUGCCAUUGGUCGCGGCACAAGGCCACGACCUAAUGCAGCAGGAAGCAAUAUGUCUGGAAAUCCAGGACCUUCCAAUACACCUGUGACUCCAUCGGAGUCCGUGCCGAUUCUUGAAAGGCUGAAGGCUAAGAACUGCUACAAUCCAAGGGAAUUUAAUCUUGUUCAGAAAAAUGCUCGUUUCUUCAUCAUCAAAAGCUACAGUGAGGAUGAUAUUCAUCGGUCAAUCAAAUACAGUGUCUGGACAAGCACAGAACAUGGCAACAGGCGAUUGAAUGAGGCCUUUAAGGAGCAGCAGCGUGGCAGUGCUCCCACAUACCUGCUGUUCAGUGUCAAUGGCAGUGGACACUUCUGCGGAAUUGCAAUGAUGAUGUCUGAAGUUGAUUUGGAGAUUGAGACUGGAAUAUGGUCUCAAGACAAGUGGAAAGGCAAGUUUGAGGUGAAAUGGUGUUAUGUCAAGGACGUGCCUAACAAUGCGUUGCGUCACAUUCGUUUGGAAAAUAAUGAUAACAAACCUGUGACCAAUUCCCGUGAUACUCAGGAAGUGCCUCCCGAGAAGGGGAAACAGGUUUUGAAGAUCAUUCAUUCUUACAAGCACCAGACGUCUAUCUUUGAUGACUUUGGCCAUUAUGAGAAACGUCAGGAUGAGGAAUUCAAAAAGGUUAGAUUUUUUUAAGUACAUCUACCAUUAAAUGUAUUAAAUAAAACUAAAUUUUUGUUUUAUUAUUAGUAUUAAUUUUCUUUUGGGUUUUAUAUGUGAAGUAUGUAAGCUGUUAUUGCAACUAAGUGUUAAAGGGAAAGUGAAAGGUCUGGCCCCAGUUGUUCAAAAUGUGUCUAGCACUAUCUAGUGGAUAAUGCAGUCAUAUAGGUAUUAAUUUUUCCAAUACUUACCGUAUUUAUUUGAUUAACCGCCCUGGGCGUUUAUUAAAUUUUUGGACCUUGAGAGUGGGCACUUAUUCGAGGUGGGCGCUUAUCUAAGGCUGGGCGUUUAUUAAAUUUUCACCAUUUUCAGCAAUUAGUGAAGUAUUUUUACUUUGCAACAAAAUAGUAAAUGCCUGUAACAAAACGUGAAGAAGCAACAACGCAAGUUUUCUGUAAAAUACUCGGGGAACACUACGCCUUCGGGAAAGUCUCUUAUUAGUACUUAUUCAAUUUCAAUUUCAAUCUCAUUAUCACUCAAGUAGGUGGAGUGGGGAUGGGCGCUUAUUUGGGUUUGAUUGGGAGGGUUGGGGUGGGCUCUUAUUCGAGGCUGGGCGUUUAUUAACUUUUUCUGCCUUUAGGAAGGGUGUUAUUCGAGGUGGGCACUAAUUCGAGGUUGGGCGCUUAUUCGAAUAAAUACGGGUAUCCACUAGAUAAUGAUUUAUUGAACAACUGCAAAGCUGCUGCCUAAUGGGUAACUGGUUGCCAGAGGCUGCCUAAAAUUUGUGAUUCUUAUGGCAAUAGCCUUCUAUGCCUACUUCCAAUGAAGGAAUGACAGAAUUCCCUGCUCAUUUUGCACUUUUGAAAUGAAAACAUAAAACAUGUGUUCAUCGGCCGUAGGCGAAAAGCUUUUGCUGAUAAAAGGAACAAACAAGCACUUUUCUGGAAAUUUGAAACCCAAUGGGCUGCUAAAAAAUGUGGCUCGGGCUCCUAACUUUCUAUUUUAGGAGCUCAAAGGGCUCCCUAAACAUUUUCUUAGGCAGCAACCUUGAACUGGAGUCUGGUCAUAAUAUGUCUUUCGGUAAAUUAUCAAACAAAAUACUGCUUUACCAAAAAUAUUAAAUAUAUCUCAUGGUGUGGAAGAAACUCCAUGUAAUAGACAUUUCCACUGGAAAGUACCAGUGCAAUGUACAUGUAGGUAGAAAAAAGUACAUUUAGAACAUGCAUUAGUACCUGAAUGUACAUCUCAGUAGCUGUUGAAAUUUGAAUGGUCACUUUUCCAGUAGCUUAUAACUUUUACAUUUAUGUCAUUGAUAACACCAAAAUAUUUUAGUAUCAUUUUAAUGUAGCUUAAUGUAACUUAGGCAAAGUUAACCUGGACCAAAUGCUGGUCAGCAGUUUUCCCAACUAUGCUUGGGGCAGCCCGAUGGCCUUUGCAGGGGCACCUCAUGACCUGUUUGUACAUACUUGCUUGCAGUUCUUUGGAAAGUGUAUUUGCUAUGGCCUUGUUGCUUGCUUGCCAUUUUUGUGCUGUGUUUUACUCUUUUUCGAAGAAUGUGGUUUAGUUUUAUCUUUAGUUUAAAUUUUAGUUCUCUUUGUUUAUGUCUGCAAUGAGAUUGAAGAAAUUAAGUUUAAACCAAGAAGAAGAUUGGACCACAGAAUGCAUGUACAGUUUACAUAUAAAAUAAUUGUGUAAUACUUGAUUCGCUGCACGUGACCUCUAGCUUUUAGUUUUUGAAAACCUUUUUUUUUUCUCUGAGUGAGCAUCAUGUGCAAUAUUGUUAGAUUUUUUUUCUGGGUGAUCAUUAAUUUUUCCCUAGUACGUAAACGUUUUGGCUCUUCGCAGGACUCAAGAAAAAUCCCAGCGGCCUCCUGGGAUGAGUAGGUUUUCUUGCUGGGCAACUAACUCUAACAAAAUCAUUAACUACGACCAGUAAGUAGUUGCCCUGGGCAAGUAAAACAUGAGAGCUAAUUGCCCAAAUGACAAGCUGGAAUUCAAAGGGGUUUUCGAGCCCUGCAUCGAUAAGGAAGAAGUGAAAUGUGAAUUCUAUCAGCAUGUAUUUUAUUGGUAUGUUGUUGAAUUCCUAUGGAGUGAUCAUUCCAUGGAAGUUUUUUGGCAGUUCUGAUUGCAUGGUACAAUUUCUUUUCAGUAUUUUGCAAAAUGAAUUCUGUGAUUUAGUGUGUUUUGGAGGGUAAAAGUGCAAAUUUUAUCUGUAGUAGAAAUCAAAACAUGCAAUGAAAAGAGCAUUCAGACUAUGAAAGUUCAGCCUUACUUGAAUUUUGGAUCACAGUAUUAGAUAAUAAUUUUUAUAUGGUUGUUACUGUACAAAACCUCUUUGGCUCCUUGUCUUUGUAUUACCAGAGUUUUCACUAAGAUUUCAAGUUGCCGGGUAAAUACAACAAGUAGGCAGUGAAUCAAACUUCUAAGGAUUUUGGUUACAUGUGUGUUAUUUCUUCUAUUUUCCCAUGAAAGUAGCUAGAGAUAAGAUACUUUCAGCCGUCCGCUUUUUUCCCAGUCUCUCCCUCGUUCACUUCUUCACUGCUCGUUUGCUUUUUUUGUUUGUUUGCACUGACAGAGAGCCUCUGCUUAUCAGUUUACUGUUUCAGUAUGUAUUCACAUGAAAAAGUAAAGAACUAUUGAUUCAAGUUCUCUUUUAAACUUUUUGGACAGGGAGGCAAGAAAGUGGUUGGAGUCAAGGCACCCUAGAAGGCAGAAUCAGGGCUUAAACCAUAAAGCAAGUGAUAUCAUCCCUUAAACUUUGACUUUAUAUUAUUCACUGUAAGUUGGGUGAAGGAACCUGAAGGAUUUUGGUCAUUCAAGAAGCAAUGUGAUAUUCCUAUAAUGUUGGCAAUGGAUAGCAAGCGAACUGAUCAGAAUAGACUUAAAUGCUAACAGUCUUGGGCAAGCAACAUUUACCAACUGAAUGCAGUGUUUGGUUCAUGGUGCUGUAGUCACAAAAAUCUGUAGUUUUUUUUUUUUUAAUUAUUUUCCUUUCUAGAGUCUGAACUGAAUUUUGCCAGUAACUCUAACAUGCAGCUUCCUUGUAAUGUAAUUGUAGAAGGGUUCCCAUUCACAAUAAACAACUAUCAUAACAAUUGUGUUGAUGUUCAAUUUAUUGUAGGGAUCUUCAAUAGAUCCAAAAAAUGUAGAUACCGUUAAUGAUAUAAUAUUAUUGAUCCCCCCCCCUCCCUGCUCCAUGACAAUUACUCCAACAUUGCCAAUUAUUCAAAAGACAGGUGCGAGUCUGAUAAACUACAUGAAAGCCACAAAGUCAGAAAGAGGAAACCAGAUUUUAAAAAAUACUCGAAUGUGGUGUUGAUCGGGCCUAAAUUAUACAAGAUACAGCCAUUCAGAAGUUGCAAAUUCACUAUUACAAAUUAUGUAGACUUUUCGACAGUGUGGCUGGCAAUCUACAGCUGUAUACG